Messenger RNA from Alosa sapidissima (American shad), 6387 nucleotides. Its product is annotated as erbin-like. Gene Ontology annotation, biological process: neurotransmitter receptor transport postsynaptic membrane to endosome; neurotransmitter receptor transport, endosome to postsynaptic membrane. Gene Ontology annotation, molecular function: protein binding. The record is from RefSeq and is a predicted model, not a curated record. Gene Ontology annotation, cellular component: adherens junction; postsynaptic density; postsynaptic membrane. Lineage: Eukaryota; Metazoa; Chordata; Actinopteri; Clupeiformes; Clupeidae. The coding region runs from base 83 to 3409 and encodes 1108 amino acids. The transcript is spliced from 18 exons.
CUCUCAGCCUGAGGUGCUGGAGCAGCUCACAGGGAUCCAGGAACUUUGGAUAGAUGGGAACAGACUGACAUUUUUACCAGGGAUGAUUGGUACCCUGAAGCAACUAGCCUACCUGGACGUGUCCAAGAACAACAUUGAGAUGGUGGACGAGCAGAUCUCGGGCUGCGACAACCUGCAGGAUCUGCUGCUAUCCAACAACGCCCUCACGCAACUGCCUGGAUCUAUAGGCUCCCUGAAGAAGCUGACAACCCUGAAGGUGGAUGAGAACCAGCUCAUGUACCUCCCAGACUCCGUAGGGGGGCUGGCUAACUUAGAGGAGUUGGAUUGCAGUUUUAAUGAGAUUGAGGCUUUGCCCGGCGCGAUCGGACAGUGUGUGAACCUGCGCACCUUCGCCGCUGACCACAAUUUCCUGUCCCAGCUGCCCCCAGAGAUGGGCAACUGGAAGAAGGUCACAGUGCUCUUCCUGCACUCCAACAAGCUAGAGCACCUGCCUGAGGAGAUGGGUGACAUGCACAGACUCAAGGUUAUCAACCUCAGUGACAACAAGCUGAAGAACCUGCCCUUCACUUUCACCAAGCUAAGCCUGAUGACCGCUAUGUGGCUGUCUGAGAAUCAGUCCAAGGCGCUGAUCCCGCUGCAGAAAGAGGAGGACCCCGAGACGCAGAAGACGGUUCUCACCAACUACAUGUUCCCCCAGCAGCCCAGAGCAGAGGAAUAUGUGCCUAACUCAGACAGCGAGAGCUUCAACCCAACCCUGUGGGAGGAGCAGAGGAAGCAGCGCGCUCAAGUGGCCUUCGAAUGUGACGAGGACAAGGACGAGAGGGAGACACCUCCACGGGAGGGUAAUCUGAAGCGCUACCCAACGCCAUACCCCGACGAGCUGAAGAACAUGGUGAAGACUGCCCAGUCUGUGGCCCACCGUCUGAAGGAGGAGGAGUCGGGGGAGGAGGGCCGUCCAGCUGGGGUCAACCACGUGGGCCUGCAGGACGUGGGGGUUAAGGUGAUCGAGGGGCCGUGUCCCAAUGGCAAGGCGGUGGAGAUGGAAGCCUCAGCGGUGAGCGAGACCCCCAGGGAGAUGACGGACAUUCAGGGCACCCCCAGAACCCCCAUGAACCCUGGAGAUGCCCCCCGAGCCACAAUCAACCAUGAGGACACGCUGGAGGACUCCGAGGACCUGUCGUCAGAGGAGGAGGAGAUGAAGAUAGCCGAGAUGCGGCCGCCUCUCAUCGAGAUCUCCAUCAACCAGCCCAAAGUCCUGGCUCUCAGCAAGGACAAGAAAGCAGACGACGGUAAGGAUGCUGAUUCGCUCCUCGAUGACACGGUUGCCAACAGCAACCAGAACAACAGCAACUGCUCAUCUCCCUCGCGCAUGUCUGACUCCGUCUCCCUGACGACCGACAGCAGCCAGGACAACUCCCUCUGCACCCCGGAGAAGGAAGCCAAGAUGCACCUGUUGCCUAAGAACAGGCCAGAGGAUGAGAACCUGAACACGCUGCAGAAAGGCGGCUCGGUUCUGCAGAACUACAAUGGUUCCGACACGGCGCUGCACACUCUGCUGAAGAACCAGCAUGGCUACCCGCCACAGGCCCACGACAUGGCCGGCUACGAUCUGACCAUGGAGGAGAAGCUGGCCCUCAUCGACAAGAGCAUGAACAACGGCGUGCCCCAGGCCUACAACAGGUGGGACCAGAUCAACAUGAACGUGGCCAAGAUGGCCCCCGACAACAACACCCCCGCGCCACUGACCCUAUCGCGGAACAAUAACGCCUCCCUGGAGAACCUGGAGAACGGGAACCAGCUGUCCAAGACGCCGUCCAGCGAGCGGCUGACGGAGCGGUCGUCGCCGCCGCGGUACGAGAGCGUGGCGAGCACGGCGUGCGCGGGCGUGACGGCCAGCGAGCAGCACGGCCUCUCCUACAGCACCGAGGAGCUGUCGCCCGAGCGCCGCUGCGGCGGACCCCCGCAGCCGCCCGUCACCAAGUCGCACAGCGUGGCCAACAUGGACGCGGGCGGCAUGCGCCUCUACCCGGUGGAGGCGGACGGCGGGAUGAUGAUGUACGAGGCGGCGGCCGGCCGGCAGUUGCCCGCAGGGGCGGGGGCGCAGGGCCAGAGCAUCGUCCGCUCCAAGUCGGCGUCGCUGCUGAGCGCCCAGCCCCUGCAGGUGCACCCCGGCUCCUCGGCCUCGUCCUCCGACCUGCUGUCGGCCGCCGCGCACAAGCCGCCCGUCUCCGCCCGGCCCCCGCCGCCCCAGUACAAGGUCCAGUACGCCAGCAGCGCCAUGCCCAAGGAGAGCUGGUCCCCGCGCACGCCCGUGCCCCCCGACCAGGCCUACAUGCCCCCACAGCACUCGCUGGCCAACACCAACUACUCCAACCGCAACCAGGCGCCGCCGUACCCCAUGCCCCCACCCCAGCAGCACCACCAGCAGCAGCAGCAGCAGCAGCAGAUGUGGGCCAAGCAGGACCCCCGGCUGCUGCCCCAGCGGAGCGGCGUCCAGCGGCAGACCAGCAGCUCCUCGGCCGCGUCCGUGACCAUGGGGGAGCCGCGGCGCGUGGCCGUGCCUGAGGGCGACUACCUGAGCUACCGCGACCUGCAGGCCGGCCCCCGCGGGCCCCUGGCCGCCGCCAGCCUCGCCGGGCAGCAGCGUCCGCUCUCGGCCCGCACCUACAGCAUGGACGGCACCCACGGGAUGCCGCGCCCACACAGCGCCCGGCCCGCACCCCACGAGCUGCCCGAGAGGACCAUGUCGGUCAGUGACUUCGGCUACGCCCAGGGCAGCCCUGGCAAGAGGCCCGGUCCGCGGGUGAAGUCCGAGCACUCGCUGCUGGACGGGCCGGCUGGGAUGGCCGCUGGAGGGGGCAGGGUGCCUGCCGACUGGAGAAACCACGUGAUGCGCCACAUCGAGGCAAAGAAGAUGGAAAAGGACGAGAUCCUCUGGGCUCCAGGGCCCCCAGCAUACCCCUCCGACCCACAGAGAAAAGUGCCUUUGAUGAACGGGCGGCCCCAGAUGUCGUGUGGUCAGCCCGGCAUGGCGCGCCACCCCUCACGGGAACAGCUGAUCGACUACCUGAUGAUGAAGGUUUCCCAGCAUCCGCAGGCGCCACCACACGCUCCACACGAGAUCCUACAGGAGAUCCGUGUGAAGAUGGAGAAGAACCCUGAGCUGGGCUUCAGCAUAUCAGGAGGAGUAGGAGGACGAGGAAACCCCUUCAGACCAGAUGAUAAUGGCAUCUUUGUGACACGAGUUCAGCCAGAAGGCCCUGCAUCUCAACUUCUACAGCCUGGAGACAAAAUCAUCCAGGCCAACGGUUAUAGCUUCAUCAACAUCGACCACAGCUAUGCUGUGUCCCUGCUGAAGACCUUCCCCAGUACUGUGGACCUGAUUAUCAUCCGUGAGAUGUCCGCAUAGACCCGCGCACCCCACGGAGAUCAACAGAGAGACAGAGAGAGGGGGACCAGGCGAACCAAACCUGAAUGUCAACGUUGUUUUUAAAAGAGACAGCUGUCCAGACACUGGCCGCGGGUGCUGGACAAGAGGGAGGGAGUUUUAAACCACUGGACUGCGUGCGGACAGUCGCAUGGGAGAGUGGAGCAUGUUUUUCAUUUUGAUCUUAUUUUUUUUGGAUAAACCCCUAAUAGAUACCUUCACUGUGGAAUUGCUGUCGGCUUGUGUAGUCGGCAGCAGAGCAACUGUACAGAGACACUCUCUUGAGUUAUUAUUUUUUUGUUAUGAUGAUUCACCCUCAGCACUGACUGCAGAUCACCAACAGUGGGCAGGCUUUCCCUCUGCUUCCAUCCACAUACCUUUGUCACAAGCUUGACUUGAAUUUAAGGAGCGGAGGGAGGGCUUCAGUCGGGUUUGGUGGAGCGGUGUGUGAGAACGAGAGAGCGUUGGAAUACUCGCAUGUGUUUACGGAGGACAGGCACGUCGAUCUGAAGGAACCCCGCUGGACAACUUGACCCACAGCAAGGAAGUUGGGAAUUGGCCAGAGCGGAGGGGGACGCUGCCAGGGUCUCCUUCCCUCCUGUCCGACCCCGACGGCUUACCUGCUUUCCCUCAGUCUCGCCUCAGCUGUGCUGUCCUUUUCCCUCAACCUGAUCCGCUUCUGUUCCCACCACCUGGAGAUACAGCAUGGGAGACUUCAAGAGUACGCAAUAAGAGAUUGUCGUGGAUGGGGAUUUUAUUUUCUUCCUCUUUCUUCCAUUUGGUUUGUGGAGUUGCUUUCUGUCUGCUGGGCCCUACCUGCCUGGUCACAGCGCUGGGAGGAGCGCGAGGAGGAGCACGAGGAGGAGAACGUGGAGGAGAAAUGUUAGAAGAAAAAGGGAGCGGAGGAGGAGGAGAGGCGUGAGGGAGAAAAACCAAAGUCUGUCAAAAGUCUGGAGCCUGAUGAAAGGAGGCAACCACCAUUUCUGGAAUUAUCUUGGAUGCAUUGGUAUCCUGUGUGUGUGUGUGUGUGUGUGUGUGUGGCUGGGGGUGCUCUAAAUGGUCUUAUGCCAUCUCAUGGGGUCCUAAAGGGCUUCCCCUCUCAAAACUCACUUCUGUAUGUCUUUAUGUGAGAGUGAUGGACAAAGGAACAUCGCAUACAUACACACGCACACACGUGUGAUCUGCCUUGCCGCUAAACUUGGUCCAGACUGACAGGACACCCCUGUUCUCUCCUUCGCUGACUUGCUUCCUGUGACUUUUACUGUUGGUUAGACAAGUGCCAAGACCCCUGAGCUCACCCAGGGAGGAAGAGGAGGAGGCAUGAGCCCUUCAUCACCUGAGCAAUACUCACUCACCUGCAGAACGCACAGCACAACGGGCUAGAACAGCAAUAGAGCAAGAGCUUUUAUUUUUUUCCUGCAACAAAAGAGAUGUCUGUUAGCAUUUUUACAUACAUACAAACAAAAUACAAGACAAAAACAAAUAACAAACUUUUAGGAGAUAUCAGUUGUGAUACAGCAUUUUUUUAUGGCUACAUUUUAUAAGACUUUGCAGGAAUUAACUUUCUGCUUUUUUUUAAUGGCAAAGACAUUUGAGUGGACUGCAUAAAGCUCCUUUGCCUUUCCCCACAACCUGCCCUGUAUCACAGAAGCCUCCCUGAGGAGCGAGCUGAGUCAUUCAUGUCCAUCGCUACACACACACACACACACACACACACACACACACACACACACACACCCGAGCUGAACUGGUGAAACACUGAGAGGCAAUCUGCCUGCGAAGCUGAGCCGGGCUGUUGGAGGCUCACAGGUGGCUGUGGAGAGGCCACAGUAACGUGAAGACUUCUGUGGUGUGUGGCGUGUGAUCUGAACUCAACUCAACUGACUGCAUGAAGAAACCAUGGGAUUGUAUUUUUGUACUGUUAUUUUUUGUUUUCUUUUUACUGCCUGUUUCCAGAGCAGGCCACACAAAUCCUUAGAAAAGAUCAAAUUCACAAAUGUUGAAACCAUCAGAUGAUUAUAACUUUUAUUUUGUAUGCAAGAAGCACUGUUGAUUUUAUAAUGAGUGUACAUUUGUAAUGGCAUCGUGUUUGAGUAUGGUAAAGAAUGUUUUGAAAUUUUAUGUUCACAUAAUGGCAUCACAGAACUGUCUGCUUUCUGUAUGUUGUGAGUUUGUGUGUCUAUGUUCUGCAGAUGCAGAAUCUCUCACACAUACACCCACACACAUCACAACAGGCCUACAUUCAGCGAGCAUUCACUCGAGAUGGGUGGGGUAUACUGUUCCCAUGACGUGAUGAUGUACCGUGGGCUGUCACUCUGCUGGACGUUUCUCAUAUCAUGGUUCUCGGUUCUCAUAUCGUGGGGGGGGGGGGGGUACAUAUAAAGUUGAAUUUUGAGUGACCAAUUUUCCUUCUUUUUUAAAAACUUUUAAAACAUUUUAACACUUUUUGUUGUGGGCACUGCAUCCUCUGUGUUUAUGCUUGUUUUGAAAGAUAUCAUUUUAAUGGGAAAUAUUCCUGUAACUGUCAUAUUUUUAUAUCUUUUUUUUUUUUCUUUUUUUCAUUGCAAACAACAGAUGUGUACAGAUGAAGACAAUCUGGGCCUAAACCUGUGGUAAUAGUCUGCCAUCUUUAAACAAACCCUCCUUUUUAUUUAUUUAGCUUCUUCCAGUAGAGAGAAAAAGAAAAAAAAAUAAUCAAAUGUAAAUACUUUUACAAAGUUAAAAAGGUGAAAUUCGCCUUGGCAUUAGUUAAUCUAAAUGGAUGAAACCAGCAAUAAUUUUGUGAUCCUGGAGUGACCCAUAGUCAUCUUAGAGCUCACGGUGAGGUGGGUCUGCAAGCAGCUAGAGAUGAGGUGAUCAGUAUGCAUUUACUCAACAUUCCAGAUUUUGUACAUAAUUACACAGUUUCUGAGGUAACCUGUGGAUAAUGAUAAAUAAACUAAUGCUCUUAAAAUGAAAGU